Messenger RNA from Sinocyclocheilus rhinocerous, 2811 nucleotides. RefSeq names its product atypical chemokine receptor 4-like. The record is from RefSeq and is a predicted model, not a curated record. Gene Ontology annotation, biological process: G protein-coupled receptor signaling pathway; immune response; positive regulation of cytosolic calcium ion concentration. The coding region runs from base 826 to 2028 and encodes 400 amino acids. Gene Ontology annotation, molecular function: C-C chemokine binding; C-C chemokine receptor activity. Gene Ontology annotation, cellular component: membrane; external side of plasma membrane. The transcript has 3 exons. NCBI's taxonomy places the organism in Eukaryota, Metazoa, Chordata, Actinopteri, Cypriniformes, Cyprinidae.
UGUAGGCUUUCUAUAAAGUUUUGGCUGUACUGCGUUUUUUGUGAAGGAACUGACAUGUUGAUAUUGUCAAGCAUAAAUAGUCUGUGUGUGUUGAUAGAUUCUGUAGGAUACAAACUGCACAACCAUUAGUCCUCUUUUGUAUUUGAGGAGUUCUGCCAGUUUAAUGUGCCAGAAAUGUUGUUAGCCUGAAAAGGCAUACAAAAUAGUAGGCCUAUGUUUUGUGCCAGGAAUUAGUCAACACAUUAGUGGUCCAAAGUAAAUAGAAAAGCAACACCCAUUCUUCCUUAUCUGCAUAAUCCUUGAUAAUAGCAUAAAAUUUUUGCAUGUUUCACUUUGUUGUUAUUUAAGCAUCUAAAAUGUUCUGGAACAUUUAGUUUGAGAUCACACAAGGCCAGUUAUUACCAUUGCCUUCACACUGAGACCCAAAAUGUAACCACAAGCAACCAUGCAAAAACAACGAUUUGCACUUACGUACAAUGUAAGUAGUGCAGUUGUUAGACUACAAAGUGAACAGCACUUUUUUCUAAAAUGUAAAAUUUGCAGCUCAAUUACCCAGACCAUAUACUAAGGCAUAACAUAACAACAUAACAUAAAACCAGUUUUAAAUAAAAUAAAUUGUGUGCACAAAUUAUUUUAAAUAAAUAAAUAAAUACUCAAAGAAACCUUGCUUCAAAUAAAUAAGUUGUGGCUGUGCAUUACAUUUAUGUCAUGUGCUCUCUGAUAAUCUUUUUUUAAAAAGGCAUGUUUGUAGACUCUUGCUGGAACCACACAUGAGAUCAGAUACGUUCACAGUAUGUUUAGGUGUGGGAGCAAAGCUCUGCAUGCAUGAGUCACAGUAAACAGACUCUGUUCUCACAGGAAGAGCAGACAGAAACAAUCUACUCUGCCUUCAGGCAAAACCCCGAAUCUUUCAAGAGCUUUAGAAGAAGAAUGGAGACCUCAGAGGAACACUAUUAUGACUACCCCGAGUAUGAAAACAACAGCUCCAACUUCAGCUACGAUGACUAUCAGACCAUCUGUGAGAAGGGCGACGUACGCUCCUUCGCGAGGAUCUUCCUCCCAGCUGUUUUUGUGUUAUCUCUAGUGAUUGGUUUAGCAGGCAACGCUCUGGUUGUGGCUGUGUAUGCAUACUGCAAGCAACUGAAAACGAUGACUGACACGUUUAUACUUCACCUGGCUGUGGCAGACCUUUUGCUGCUCCUAACGUUGCCCUUCUGGGCUGCCAAUGCCGUCCACGGGUGGGAACUCGGGGUCAUCGUCUGUAAACUCGUAUCUGCCCUGUACACCAUCAACUUCACCUGUAGCAUGAUGCUGCUGGCCCACAUCAGCAUGGAUCAGUACUUGGCUUUGACACCAGGAGCCAGAAACACAGGCAUUACGCGUGCUUUUCAAAAGAAGCAUUGUGUAAAACUCUGUUUGGUGGUCUGGACCGUUGCGUUUUUUCUUGGCGUCCCUGAUUUGGUGUUUUCAACAGUCAGAGAGCUUCCUCAUAAAAAAAGCUGCAUCGCAAUGUAUCAAUCGGACAUGGCGCUCAGGGCUAAAGCUAGUUUGGAAGUGGUGGAGGUCGUAAUAGGCUUCUUGCUACCUUUAUUAGUGAUGUUGUUCUGCUACACCUGUGUAGGCCGAGCCCUACUGAAGCUCCCUCAGGGGAGGAGGUGGAGGAAGUGGAGGUCCAUCCGUGUGCUGCUGGUGAUGGUGGGAGUCUUUGUGGUCACGCAGCUGCCCUAUAAUGUGGUCAAGUUCUGCCGGGCUAUGGACAUCAUGUACACGUUUGUGACUCACUGCGGGGUUAGUAAAGAGCUGGACAAGGCUACUCAGGUCACAGAGAGCCUGGCAUUGACACACUGCUGUCUAAAUCCUAUUCUGUACACUUUUGUCGGUUCCUCCUUCAGACAGCAUGUAUUGAAGUGUGCCAAAGACUUUGGAGAUAGGGGAAGGAGGUUGGCACGUACGAGAGAGCAACAAGAAGUGGAUAUCUCCUUGAAUUCUCAUUCACAGUCCCAAGAGACCAGCACUUUUUCUAUUUGAGCAAACUGAAGAGUAGAUGUUUACUAGCCUGUGGAGCUUUGCACAAUCUGCCCCUUUGCAAAAUAUGUACACAUUUACAGGGAAAAAUUAGUGAAGACAUAAGGCAGUAUUUUGACCAGAACAGUAAAAUUCUAACUGAAGUAAAAGCUAAGAUGCAAGAUGUCGAUAGUUGGGUUUAUACGAAACAAAUGGAAAAAGAACAAGUCCGCAGAGUGAUACGAGAGAUACGAAAAUAGCGCCGGACUACUAGCGGACAGAUGGUGAGUUCAACUCCUCCUUUAUGAGUUAGAACAUCUGGUGCGUUUAAAUAACCUUGGUCGAAGCAAGAUGUCUCUUUUGCAUAAUAUUUAACAAGAUUUUCUUAACUCUACAUCUACAAAAUGAUGAAUAAAGAAGAGUUUCUACUCGUAGGCUAAUUAUGACUUUGUGUGUAACGUUAUGACUUUGUGACGUUCAUGUUCGUUUAAUAAAUACAACCUUUCCCACAUGACUUGAAAACACCUUGAUAAACAUCAUUGCCAAUGAGAACAGUGAAUAUAGGCUAAUGGUACGUUCAAGUCCUCCUGAAGUUCGUAUUUACGAGUUGGCAUGUCUGUCAGGUGCCUUCAAGUUACUUUGGUCGGAUGGCGAUGCAUCUUUUCUAUUGUCAGGGCCGUCCUUAGUGGGGUGCAACUGCUGCGGUCGCACCGGGCCCCGCGCUUGAGGGGGCCCCGCGGCGAACGGCCAACCAACCCCACCCCCCAUGGAACGCGAUUGCGAAUGGACCGAGGGGUGCCCCGCGUC